UUUUUAAAACCUUUCGUUUUCCUCUUUAUGAGACUGCUUCACUGUUCACAAUGACAGCUAUAAGUGGUCAAAACCCAUAUCUUUGAUUGAAUGAAAUACUAGGGUUUCCCUUUUUUAUUUCGGCCACCCCAUCUCUCACAUUUGCUCUCAAAGAGAGAGAAUAGUAGUAGAAGUAAAGGGAAGGUGCAAUAAGGGUUCUUGGUUGUCCUAUACCAACCCCUUUUGGUUGUUCUUAAAUUUUGUGGGUUUGGGUUGGUGGAGUUAUGUUCAUUACUUUUUAUUGGGCUUAAGGCGGUUGCAAACUUUGGAGUUAAAAUCUUAUACAAAUACUGAAUAUUACUACAGUCUAUGAAAAUACUUUACUUGGGGUCUAAAAGUAUAUAUAAAUAUGAAAAGUUGAGAUCUUGAGAAACAUAGUAGUAUGAGUAUUACCAUUUCAAUAACCAUUUAGAUAGAAAAGAGUGGCUUGUGUAACAGAAAGUUUUGAGUCUUUUUAUAUUUGGUAACAAAAGAGGGGGUUUCAUUUUGUGGUUAUUGGCUAAGUUUUGAUGAGUUUUGGAGGCUUCAUUGGGAGUAGUAGUGGUGGAAACAGCGGCGGCGACGGUGGUUCUGGGGUAUCAAGAGUGGUGGCUGAUAGUCCAUACAACAACACCAUGCCCACUGCUGCUACCAUUGCUCAUCAAUCACAACAACUUGUCACAUCACCUUUAACUCAGCCUAUGUUUAACUCUUCUCCACUCUCUCUUGCUCUUAAACCUAAGAUGGAAGGUAUAGGUGACAUGGGUUUGAUAGGGGAAAAUUUUGAUGCUGUUGCAAUGGGAAGGUCCUCUAGAGAGGAUGAAUACGAGAGCAGGUCCGGCAGUGAUAACUUAGAUGGUGGUGCAUCGGGUGAUGACCAGGACACUCCUCUUGGUAAAUCAUCCAGAAAAAAGAAAUAUCAUAGGCACACCCCAUACCAAAUCCAAGAACUUGAAGCUGCUUUUAAAGAGAAUCCACAUCCUGAUGAAAAAGCAAGACUAGAACUUGGUAAGAGACUGACGUUGGAGAGCAGGCAGGUGAAGUUUUGGUUCCAAAAUAGAAGAACCCAAAUGAAGACCCAAUUGGAACGCCACGAAAAUGCAAUCUUGAAGCAAGAAAAUGAUAAGCUUCGGAUAGAGAACAUAGCAAUGAAGGAAGCCAUGAGAAGCCCAAUGUGCGGCCAUUGUGGUGGUCAGGCAAUUCUUGGUGAGAUACACAUUGAAGAGCAUCAUUUAAGGAUUGAGAAUGCUCGGCUGAGAGAUGAACUUAAUAGGAUCUGUGUCCUGGCGAACAAGUUUUUGGGCAGGCCUUUGGGAUCUUUUCCUGGUACAAUGCCACCUGGAAUGGCUAAUUCUGGUUUGGAGCUUGCGGUGGGAAGAAAUGGCUUUGGUGCUAUGAACUCUGUUGACACUGCAUUGCCAAUGGGGCUUGAUUUUGGCAAUGGUCUCUCAAGUCCUCUAACAAUGAUGUCCCCUAGGCCCACCCCAAGCAUGACUAGUACAGAUGUAUCCUUUGAUAAGUCCAUGUUAAUGGAGCUUGCGUUUGCUGCGAUGAAUGAGCUUCUUAAGCUGGCUGAGAUUGGUGAUCCUCUGUGGUUUAGAAACUUUGAUGGAAGUGGGGAAGCAUUGAGCCUUGAGGAGUAUGCUAGGUCCUUUCCUCCAUGUAUUGGCAUGAAACCGUCCAACUUUACAACAGAAGCAACAAAGGCAACUGGUACAGUGAUGAUCAACAGUCUGGCCUUGGUGGAGACUCUGAUGGAUACAAGUCGAUGGGUGGAUAUGUUCUCAUGCAUUGUUGGAAGAACCUCUACAAUUGAUGUGAUUUCCAGCAGCGCAAGUGGAAGCAGGAAUGGCAAUCUGCAAUUGAUCCAAGCUGAGUUCCAAGUUCUUUCUGCUUUAGUUCCUGUCCGUCAAGUAAAGUUUCUCCGCUUCUGCAAGCAACACGCUGAAGGCGUUUGGGCUGUGGUGGAUGUGUCCAUUGACGCAAUCCAAGAAGGUUCCCAACCACGUGAAGCUGGAAAUUGCAGGAGGCUCCCUUCUGGAUGUAUUGUGCAAGACUUGCCUAAUGGUUACUCCAAGGUUAUUUGGAUUGAGCACAUGGAAUAUGAUGAGAAUACCAUCCACAAUUUCUACCGCCCUUUCAUCAGGUCUGGCCGGGGCUUUGGUGCCCAGCGGUGGAUUGCCACCCUGCAAAGGCAAUGUGAGUGCUUAGCAGUCAUCACAUCUUCCGCUGUACCCAGUGGCGAUGGCGCAGCAGUUGUUAGUCCCAGUGGUCGGAGAAGUAUUGCAAUGCUGGCUCGACGCAUUACUCGCAAUUUCUGUGGUGGGGUUUGCGCAACUUUUUACAAGUGGGAACCAAUCCAAACAGGGACCGCAGAAGAUACUAAGUUGAUGAUGAGGAAGAGCAUUGGUGACCCCGGUGAGCCUCCUGGUAUCGUGUUGAGUGCCACCAGGACCAUCUGGCUGCCGGUGACACAUCAACGUUUGUUUGACUUCCUGCGAAAUGAACAAACUAGGAGUCAAUGGGAUGUCUUGUCCCAUGGUGGUCCCAUGCACCAAAUAGUCCACAUUGCCAAGGGUCAGGAUCUUGGCAAUAGCAUCUCUCUCUUUCGUGCUAAUGCGGCUGCCAGCGAUGCUAAUCAAAAUAGUAUGUUGAUCUUGCAAGACUCAUGCACGGAUGUAUCUGGUUCAAUUGUAGCAUAUGCAGCAGUUGAUACUGCAGAAAUGAAUGUCGUGAUGAGUGGUGGAGAUUCUUCCUGCGUGGCUUUCCUGCCAUCUGGAUUUGCAAUAGUUCCAGAUUGUUUUCAAAAUUCUAACAACGGAAUGCUUGAAAAAGAGGACAAUGGAGGUAGCAGUAACGGGUCUUUGUUGACGUUGGGAUUCCAAAUAUUGGUGAAUAGCUUGCCUGCAGCAAAGCUCACUAUGGAGUCUGUCAACACCGUUAAUGCCCUCAUCUCACGUACACUUCAGGGCAUAAAAACUGCUUUCCAGUGCAAUUAAUCCGAAGCCAAAUUGGUACUAUUGGUUAGUUGCAUUCCAAGGUUUUGGUCUUUUGUCUUUUUGGGGUUUAACUUUAAAAGUUAUAUGUCCGAGAAUUAACGUGCAACCAAGUGCAGUGCAUGUUAAGACUCUAAAUGUACAAGGUGAUAGAAAUGUGGGUUUGAGUCAAGAACGAACCGAGGUGGUUCCUCGUGACUACAAUUGCAUGAUUUUUCAGCUUUUUGUCAAGGCAGCGAGGAGAUUGGUGGUUCGGGUAUUGACUCUGGUGCCCCAUUAAUAUAAAUUGUGUGCUGUUCUAUAGCUGUGUGUUUUAUCUCUUGUUGAAAAGAUGUUUUCGUAUGUUCUUUUGGGUGAUAUAUGGUGUAAUCACACUCUAAAGCUAAUUUGUAUGGUGUAAUGUGUUGCUUUAUAUUGAUUCCAUUGCAAGUC
Molecule: messenger RNA, 3446 nt
Organism: Nicotiana attenuata
Lineage: Eukaryota; Viridiplantae; Streptophyta; Magnoliopsida; Solanales; Solanaceae
Product: homeobox-leucine zipper protein ANTHOCYANINLESS 2-like
Exons: 9
Coding region: 549-3017 (822 amino acids)
Molecular function (GO): DNA binding; lipid binding
Source: RefSeq, a predicted model, not a curated record